AUGCAAGAUAAAUCCAUAUUUACUAUCAGCGCUCCAGGUUGGGAAUUUGUUCCCGUUGACAGUUCCCUUCCUCCAAUCUUCAUGUUUACGACUACUAAGCUAUUAUAUUGUAAUGUUCAAUGUCAUCAACGUAUAGAUUGUCGAACGUUUGAUUUUGAUAGUGAUUCAGGACAAUGUCGCUUAUGGGACACUGAUCUAACAACUGGUUCUAUUGUUGUCUCAAUUUCGAAGCCCAAAUCUUCGGUCGGCACUGUUCAAUUAUCAUCCAAUAUUUAUGGCAAUAUUUAUAAUCAAACCUGUGAUCAAUGUGCUCAAAGUCGAUAUUUAACAAAAGAUACAAACAGCAAUACUUGUCAAUGUCCUUCGAAGACAUUUUGGAAUGGUUCAAUGUGUUUGUCACAGUUACUUCGAAAUCAAACUUGUUCGAGAGUAGAUGCAUGUCGAUCAAAUUUCAAUCUUACUUGUCAACCAAGUUGCGAUUUACCUUAUCGAUGCACAACUCGUAAGUUACUCUGA
Rotaria sp. Silwood1 is the source of this 516-nucleotide messenger RNA. The record is from the annotation of a GenBank genome assembly. Lineage: Eukaryota; Metazoa; Rotifera; Eurotatoria; Philodinida; Philodinidae.